Messenger RNA from Trichogramma pretiosum, 852 nucleotides. Its product is annotated as poly(A) ribonuclease pop2-like. Bases 1 to 852 code for a protein of 283 amino acids. Lineage: Eukaryota; Metazoa; Arthropoda; Insecta; Hymenoptera; Trichogrammatidae. Gene Ontology annotation, cellular component: CCR4-NOT core complex; CCR4-NOT complex; P-body. The transcript has 2 exons. The record is from RefSeq and is a predicted model, not a curated record. Gene Ontology annotation, molecular function: nucleic acid binding; poly(A)-specific ribonuclease activity.
AUGCUUCCGAUAUACAAACAAAACAUCACGGAAGUAUGGAGCUACAAUCUGAUCCAGGCUUUUAAGGAUAUCAAAGAUCAAAUUAAAAAUACAUCAUUCGUGGCGUUUGAUAGCGAAUUUCCAGGUACAUUAUUACCCAGAACAAGAGAAAUCGAUGAAUGGACCUAUAUCAACGCUACAGUUCCAUAUACAAAUCCAAUACAGUUCGGAUUAUCAUUUUACGGAGAGUUUGGAAGCAAAAUUAUACCCAUUAACACGUGGCAAAUAAACUUUAAAUUCAACGAAGAUACGGACAAGGCGAAUCCAGAAGGUAUAGAAUUUCUAAAGCAGCACGGAUUUGAUUUCAAUCGUCACAAACAUGAAGGAGUGAGUCACGAGGAAUUUAGGAAACUUCUCGUUGACACUGGAAUCUUUGCAUCAAAUAAUAUUACAUGGGUGACAUUCUACGGUAAUUUCGACAUUGCCUAUCUACUCAAAUUGUGUGCGAAUCGAUGGUUUGAUGAUGCCCAGAGUUUUUUAGCAACGGUGUCAGAGUACUUUCCAUCGACAAUUGAUGUUAAAGUACUGAUCGAAAAAAAUUAUAUUAGAGUUCGAUCGAAAGGGCUUUUAAAACUAGCCAGUGAACUGAGGAUUGAAGUGAACAAUAAUGAACUGGCACACCAUGCAGGCUUUGACGCCCAGGUUAAUGCGAAACCACUUAUUACAGAAGUGCUGAAGGACCUCUGUAAUACGUGGCGAGCUUUAAUUACAAUGGUGCUGAAGGACCUUUGCAAUUAUUUGGGCAGAAACCUUAACGUAAAGGUGCUGAAGGACCUUUACGAUAAGGAGAAGAAUUUAUUGCGAAAGUGCUGA